Molecule: messenger RNA, 1233 nt
Organism: Soboliphyme baturini
Lineage: Eukaryota; Metazoa; Nematoda; Enoplea; Dioctophymatida; Soboliphymatidae
Source: the annotation of a GenBank genome assembly
AUGGCCAACAGGGAGGCACGAGGCAAAGACGAGGUUGGCGCUCGACGCAAGCGUCUCUCCGUUGGCUGCCGUUGUUGAGACGAUCUGUCGACGAAGUCGCCGGCCAGAGGAGGCAUGGCGCAGAGGCCACCACCAUCAGCAAUACACUUUCACGAACAAGCAGCAGCAGCGGCAGCGACGAUAGUCGUCGUUGGGCCGGAAACGCGCGUUCAUUUUCCCCCAAGCGUUUUAACCAACAACGCCGUUGGACUUCAGGGCAGCACUUUCCCUCCUGCGGUCAUUUUCCCUGCCCUAUCGCCUCUGUGGCUGACCUGUCUGCUGCCGUUCGACAACUCUAGCGUUUCGCACUAUGUCCUGCAACCGACGACGUUGGACAUGCACGCAGCCGGAGGUUACGGUACCGCCGGAACGGGUGCCGGAGGAGGUGGGGGAGGUGGCGGCGGUGGCGGCGGCGGCGGAGGUACCUCAUCCGCUGUCAGUUCUGAUUCGCCGCUGUGCUUCUAUCAGGCGGCAUCGAUGAGCCAGGCAGCGGCAGCUGCCGCGUACGGCGCUGCCGCCGCCGCUGCUGCUUCCAGCCAUGCAUCACCCCCCUCAGCCGUGACCACUAACCACAUGCUAGCCGCCGCCGCAGCCCAUCACCGCCCCGAUCUGAUUGGCACCGUAACCGACAGUCAGCUGAAGAGAGACAAGGACGCGGUGCUCAGCCACCCGCUCUUCCCCCUGUUGACGCUGAUCUUUGAAAAAUGCGAACUGGCUACUUGCACCCCCCGCGAAGCUGGCGCUUCCGGCGGCGACGUCUGUUCAUCGGAGAGUUUCAACGAGGACGUCGCGCUCUUCUCCAAACAGAGGCGGUCGGCGUCCACCGAAAACAUAGUGUACUUACUUACUUGCUUACGUUUUGAAGUCAGGCAACAGCCAUCUUCUUCGGUCGUCAUUCCUCUUUUGCCCAUUGCCUCCUUCGUCGAAACACCACCUCAUGCGGAACGAUCAGCCAUAUUAUACGGCGAACGCCGAGCUGGACACGUUGGUAAGUCGACUCGUGUUUCGUCCUUUGGUGUUCCAGUGCGCUCAAUUGCCGCGGUUUGCACAAUUUCUCAAACGGUGGCCAUGCGGUAUUUUGUAGUGUUUGAGGUGGACGUUUGUUUGGAAGCGGGGGGGGGGCUGCAUUCGGUGGCAUUCGUCACUGUCGCCAAAGUAGCAAUGUCUCACAAGUGGGGUAUCGUUAACGUCUGA